UCUUCCUAAACCUGUCUUAGAAAGAACAAUUUAAUCAGCGAUUUAUGUUGCUAUGAGGACAGAUUCAUCAGAAAUGACUGAUGUGGAGCCUGUGGUCAACACUUUUGCAUCUUCAGCAAGGACAGGCCGCCGGAAUGCCAUCCCAGACAUCCAGGGUUCCGCUGGGACAGGCGGAACGUCUGAGUUGCCCCUCAAACUGGAGGCUCUCUCCAUCAAGGAAGAUGUAAAAAAGCAAGAAGAAGAAACAACACAAGACCAAUUGGAAAAGCCCCCAAAUGAAGGCUCAUAAUCUGUCAAAAACUGCUGAAUUUCUGCAAGGUGAAAGACUUUAGUGGCUCUGCUUUCCUGAGAUGUUUGAUCUGGUAGUAACCAUGGUAACACUGCAGCCCUAAGCAACAUGUGUGUACUAGAUAAUCUUGUUAUGAUGCUGCUCACUGGGAUUGCAACCGUGAUGUCCAAUAUAGGUUAUUAAAAGGCAGAUUACUUCCAAAUUGCACCCAAGGAAAAAUUAAGAAUGCAUAUUCUGUUUUAGAUUUAUUUAGCCAGAUGUGUUUUUAAUUCUGUUUUUAUGGGAGUGGGUAAAAAGAUUUCUCAGUAACUAUAAACCAAACAGCAUUAAUUUAAAACUUUAUGAAAUUUGUAGAAAAUUAUGGUAGGGUCUUUUGUUUGUUUGUUUGUUUGUUUGUUUGGGUAAGAAGA
Messenger RNA from Molossus molossus (Pallas's mastiff bat), 699 nucleotides. RefSeq names its product cAMP-dependent protein kinase inhibitor beta (gene PKIB). Lineage: Eukaryota; Metazoa; Chordata; Mammalia; Chiroptera; Molossidae. Gene Ontology annotation, cellular component: cytoplasm; nucleus. Gene Ontology annotation, molecular function: cAMP-dependent protein kinase inhibitor activity. The coding region runs from base 53 to 289 and encodes 78 amino acids. Gene Ontology annotation, biological process: negative regulation of cAMP-dependent protein kinase activity. The record is from RefSeq and is a predicted model, not a curated record. The transcript is spliced from 3 exons.